Molecule: messenger RNA, 1515 nt
Organism: Fusarium coffeatum
Lineage: Eukaryota; Fungi; Ascomycota; Sordariomycetes; Hypocreales; Nectriaceae
Exons: 3
Coding region: 1-1515 (504 amino acids)
Biological process (GO): positive regulation of transcription by RNA polymerase II
Cellular component (GO): nucleus
Molecular function (GO): DNA-binding transcription factor activity; transcription cis-regulatory region binding
Source: RefSeq, a predicted model, not a curated record
AUGGAAGCACAACAACUGCCAUACCGGGGAGCUCCGUUCCCUUCCAAAUGGCGCCGCAAUCAUCCACGAUCUAAGAAUGGGUGCUUGACUUGUCGCUCAAAACAGUGUACCUGGCCCACUCCCGAUAAGAGCCAGGCGGAAGAACAACUCAGCUCUCAGGUUGAUGGCGCUUUCAUGGCCAACGACCCCAAUCAGGGACUCAUCGACACAGUCGCAACCCUUAGUGCUGGCCUGAUGGUCUCACAAGGCGCCACUACUGCACCAUUAUCGAUGCGGGUGGCACCCACGUAUGGCAACCUGGCCUAUCUAAGCGACAGCUCUCGGCCUCUUUAUCAACAGUACCUGGAUUUCACAGCUGAGCAGUUAACGCGCGGACCAAGUGAAGACGGCAACCCCUUCAUGAAUUACUUACUACCAUUGGCUGCCAGUAAUGAGCUGGUUCUUGAUUGCAUUCUUGCUAUUGGCGGGGCGCAUUUGACGGUCAAUAAUCCGACGGAUCGUGGCUUGGAGGUGGCUACACGAGGCCAUUACGCAAAGGUCCUGGCUGGUUUGCAGAAGCUACUGGCGUAUGAGACGUCCCAGAUAGCUGCCGGGACGAUCGACGGAACUACAUCAACGAGGUCUUCCCAAAUUCUGUUGAUUCUGCAGCUACUUUGUGUUUAUGAUCAUAUAGAAGGCAAUACACGUGGUGCAGUUUAUUUACACCUCAAAGCGAGUCGUGAAUAUAUCGUCACGCUCACAUCCUUGUCUCGUACUUACGACGAACUCGAGUACCUGCGCGGUUUUCUCUUGGAGAUGUACACCUACCAUGCCAUGAAGCUUGCUCUUUCUCCGCGGAAUGCGCUUCAUGACCAUAAGGUGGAGAUCGAUCCAUCUGUCCAUUCACUAGACAUUCUUGCCCCGUACAAAUCUCGCGGAUACCUCCUCGGUUUUGGGCAACGUUUAUUUGAGAUGAUACCUGAGAUACACCAGCUUGUUGAGGCCCGGCGAGAAGAGGAGAAACUAGGCGUCGAGGUAUCUUUGGGCAUGAAACAUCAGUAUGAAAGGCUGUUGGCGAUAUUGGAGGCAUUUGAUCCAUAUGAGGAAAACCUCGAAGGCCUCCGUCCUCGUCAAGAACGCGCUGGCGCCACGAUGAUCUAUCAAAAUGCUCUCAUCGUUUAUCUACACUCCGCAUUUCACGAAGAUUUACUCUCAGACCCGAACAUGGCUACAGAGUUAGAAGCGCGCAUCGACAAGAUGAUGCCUGCAUUCUUCUCUCUAUUUGUCGGGGACUCACCUUACCGUCGUAUGUUGCUCUGGCCUGGAGUUAUCAUGGCAUCUUGUGCGCGACGCAGCGAGCACGUUAUUGGCUUUCGUCGGGGGUUAGUCGGAAGAGCUACGCGGACGCCUGGCGCUGUGAAGACCGGUGCGCGGAUGGUAGAGUUGCUGUGGCAGGAUCCGGAUCCGCGGGUCUUUGGACCAAGAGGGCUUUCCUAUAUUAUGACGAAACACGAUAUUAGCAUUAGUUUAGGCUAG